AUGGAGCUCACCUCAGCCCCUCUCCACAAAGGACAGGUCUCCUGGAGGGGACUCCUGCUCACAGUCUCUCUUUUAACCUACUGGAAUUCUCCCACUGCUGCCCAACACUUCACUCUUGAAGCAGUUCCACCCAACGUAGGGCAUAACGUUUUUCUACAUGCCCAUGGUGUGCCGAACUUUAACCAGUGUAACUGUUACAAGGCAGAAAGCUUUAGGAAGUCCAUGAUAUCCACAAAUAUUCAAAAACAAAAAUUAGAUUAUGGGCCUGGAUACAGAGAGGCCUUUGCAAGAAUCCUAAGUACCACAGAGGGCAAUCAUCUCUCUGUGGUCAGCACAACACCACUACCCAAGCCCAAUACCACAACCAACAAUUCCAAUUCCUUUGAUGGUGAGGACUCAGUAGCAUUAAUGUGUGAGCCUAAGACUCAGAAUACAGCCUACCUGUGGAGGAUAAAUGAUCAGAGCCUCUCAGAAGAGGACAGGCUGAAGCUGUCUGAGGACAACAGGACUCUCACUUUACUCAGUGUUGUGAGGACUGACACAGGACACUAUGAAUAUGGUUCAGAUGUCCUGAUCAUAUCCCCCUCAUAUAUUCAUUUCCAUUUAAGGACAAACCACAUCUCCUGCCACACAGAUGCUAACCCACCUGCACAGUACUCUUGGUUUGUCAAUGGAGAGUUCCAGUCAUCCUCCGAAGAGCUCUACAUUCCCAACAUCAAUACUAAUAAUAGUGGAUCUUAUACCUGCCUUGUCAAUAAUGUCACUGUCCUCAGUAAGACCACAGUCAAGAACAUUACAGUCCUUAAUCCAGUAACUAAACCCUCCAUUCAAGUCAACAAAACCAUAGGCAAAGACCUGGUCUCUGUGUUCCUGAAGUGCCCGUCAAAGGACAUUGAUAACUCCAUUCAUUGGUUCUUCAAAGGCCAGAGUCUGAAUAUCAUGAAUAGGAUGAGACUGACCCAGAACAACAGCAGCCUCCAAAUAGUCCCUGCCAGGAGGGAGGAUUCCAGGGACAAUCACUGUGAUGUAUCCAAUCCACUCGGUUCCAAGAGGAGUGACCCCAUCCAGCUGGAUAUAACAGGUGAGUGACCUCUGUUCUCCUCUUACUCCAUAGUGAUGUGGUGGGCACAAUUUCUUUAUCAACAGAGUGCAGAAUGGGUAAAAGUCAC
Molecule: messenger RNA, 1169 nt
Organism: Peromyscus leucopus (white-footed mouse)
Lineage: Eukaryota; Metazoa; Chordata; Mammalia; Rodentia; Cricetidae
Product: carcinoembryonic antigen-related cell adhesion molecule 1-like
Biological process (GO): signal transduction; regulation of immune system process
Cellular component (GO): plasma membrane; cell surface
Molecular function (GO): protein tyrosine kinase binding
Source: RefSeq, a predicted model, not a curated record